UCUUCUCUCUUUAUUUACUCUUGAGAAGAUGCAUUCCGAGUUCUUAACUACUCUUCUUCCACCUAAAUCAUCACCAAUUUCUCUAAUUCCUCUUCGGAAAUUCACUUUCUCUUCCAGAAACAGUUCUAGAAAAAAGUCCCGUCGUCUCAAUCUCGUUGCUCAGUCUUUUGGGAACAACUGGAAACUAAAUGAAAUCGACACCAUUUAUCUUUUUGUUUCUUUUUUCUUUGGGCUUAAAAUCAUAGGCGGGGUUCAAGAAAAAUGGAAUUUGUGGCUUGGAAACACCCAGAAUUUUUUGACUGAGGUUACUGCUCCACUUCUAAAGCGGGGGGAGACAAAUGACAUGACUGUUAUUGAGAAAGCCUCCUUAGAUACUAAGGCAAUUGAUGAGGUUUUUGUUGCUGAACAGACUAUUAACUCUACAACUCCAAAUGGGAAUCUAUCUUCUGUCGCUAUUUUUUCCAUUGAACAAUUCAGCAGGAUGAACGGGUCGACAGGAAAGAAAAUGCAGAAAAUCUACGAAGCCCUUGUUCCGGAAUCCUUGCGUUAUGAUGCUCGUUUUUUAGUGGAGUAUUGCUGCUUUAGAUUCUUGUCGAGGGAUAAUUCCGAUUUCCAUCCUUCCCUGAAGGAUCAUGCAUUCCGGAGGCUCAUUUUUAUAACUAUGCUUGCCUGGGAGUAUCCCUACAGUGAUUCUGAAGAUUCCCGUGCUGAUAUUUCGGAGACCUAUUUGAAGGGAAAGCUUGUCGGGGAAGAGGCUUUUUGUCGUCUGGCUCCUUCUGUUUCUGGUGUUGCUGAUAGGCCAACAGCCCAUAAUCUUUUCAAGGUUCUAGUUGGAGAUGGAAAUGGGAUGUCUUUCAGCUUAUGGAUGCAAUACAUCGAGCAACUUACAAAGGUGCAUGAAGGGCGAAAAUCACACCAGAGUCGAGACCCUGUUGAGUUCCCUAAUGAGCAAAUCUUAUGCAUUGGAUAUAGCAGAAAGCGACCCGUAUUGAAAUGGGAAGAUAAUGCAGCAUGGCCUGGAAAAGUUACAUUAACUACUGACGCAAUCUAUUUCGAGGCAAUUGGUUUGAAAGUUCAGAAGGAAUCUAUAAGAUUAGAUCUUACUAAGCAUGGAUCACAAGUGGUGAAAGCAAAAGUUGGACCUUUCGGCUCUGCACUUUUUGACUCAGCUGUCUCUGUUACGUCUGGUCCCGGGUCAAAACCUUUGGUCCUGGAAUUUGUUGAUUUUGGUGGUGAAAUGAGACGAGAUGUCUGGCAUGCUUUUAUUAGUGAAGUUAUUGCUUUACACGAGUUUAUACGGGAAUAUGGACCUGCUGAUGGUGAUGAAUCAUUGUCUCACGUGUAUGGUUCUCAUAGAGGAAAGAUGAGAGCCAUUACAAGUGCGAUUAAUUGUAUCACCAGACUGCAGACUCUUCAAUUUAUUAAAAAAUUGUCAGAAGAUCCAAUCAAACUUGGCCAGUUCUCAUAUUUACGAAAUGCACCUCACGGAGAUGUAGUUUUCCAGACUUUAGCCGUAAGUUUCUGGGGCGGAUCGUUGGUUUCAAAAUUUUCGGGGUCAGAUCAUCUUUUAGGUAUACAGUCGGAUAAUAUUUCUGGAAGUAGCUCUCAUGUGUUUGAUAUGGAUGGAAGUGUGUACCUGAAGAAGUGGAUGAGAUCUCCAUCUUGGGCAUCAAGCACGUCGGUUAUCUUUUGGAAGAACGUUUCUGCAAGGUCGGGGUUAGUUUUAAGUAAACAUCUUGUUGUUGCUGACAAGGCUCUUGUGGAGAGGGCAGCAAAACUCUGUAAAGAGAAAAGCCAAGUGGUCGAAAAAACACAGGCCACAAUAAAUGCUGCAACUCUGAAAGGGAUCCCCAGUAACAUUGACCUUUUCAAGGAACUUAUGCUUCCUCUCACGGUCGUUGCAAAGUUUUUUGAUGAUCUUAGACGUUGGAAAGAGCCACAUUUGACUGUCUCUUUUCUUGCGCUUGCCUAUACUCUUAUCUUUAGAAACAUGUUGUCAUAUAUCUUCCCUAUGACAUUGAUGGUUGCAGCAGUUACAAUGCUUCUAUUGAAAGGGCUUAAAGAGCAAGGUCGUCUGGGUAGAUCCUUUGGGAAAGUCAUAAUACAUGAUCAGCCAUCCUCAAACACAAUCCAAAAAAUAAUAGCAGUUAAAGAAGCUAUGCUUGAUCUGGAAAAUUAUCUCCAGAGUCUAAAUGUCACACUCCUCAAAAUCCGUACGAUUGUUCUAUCAGGUCAACCACAGAUAACAACUGAGAUUGGUCUGGUGCUGCUAACUGCUGCAAUCACUCUUCUACUCGUCCCUUUCAGAUACAUCCUUGCAUUUUUUCUUAUGGACCUAUUUACACGAGAGCUAGAGUUCCGUCGAGAAAUGGUCAAGAGAUUCAGGAGCUUUGUAAAGGAACGAUGGGAUACAAUCCCUGCUGCACCAGUAGUUGUUUUACCAUAUGAGAAUGGUGCUGAAACAUUGUCACCAAAUCCAACCAAGGAAACUGACAAAAAGGGGAGUCAGAAAUGAUUUAAUAGCCGAAAUUUGGCAUGGGAUCAAUACAGUCGAUGAUGAUCUCUGUGCCGUGUGCUCUCCCAGGGUUGUCCAGAAAUAAGCAUAUUUGAGACUUGUUGGGGCUUGCCACAAAAAUGACCCUGCUGUACAUAUACAUCCUUAUCCCACUGUAUCUGGAAAUUAAAUAGAUAGGCUUAUGUCCCAGUCGGUGUAAAUGCGCUUCAUUCUGGGUUACAGGUAAAAUUUUUGCUUUUUCAUCCCUUAGUUGUAGGUGUAAAUUGAUUCUUUUGGACAGGAUAAAAAGGAUUGUAUACAUGGAAAUCGUGAAAGAUAGUUAGGGUUGUAUUUAACUGUUAAUAAGCAUAUAGAAGAUGGUUGUACUUAGUCCCGGACUCCCAUCAUCAAAAAAAAAAAAUCCCGGACUCCGGCCCGGUUGUAUUAA
Molecule: messenger RNA, 2942 nt
Organism: Papaver somniferum (opium poppy)
Lineage: Eukaryota; Viridiplantae; Streptophyta; Magnoliopsida; Ranunculales; Papaveraceae
Exons: 11
Coding region: 29-2515 (828 amino acids)
Source: RefSeq, a predicted model, not a curated record